AUGGUUCUCAGUUUGCCUUUGACUGCAGAUGUAGGUUCACAGCAUUUCUCUUUGUCUAGCUUUAAACUCCCACAGACUCUGACAUGUUUUAUUGUCUACUGUCCCGCAGGGCGUCAAAAGAUUGAUGGUAAAAAUGACUGUGAACUUUGCCCUCAAAGUACUUACCGCGAUGGCACCAAAGUCUUUGAGAAGUGUGACGGCUGUCCAGAGCAGAAAAUUUCUCCAGCGCCAGGUGCUACAUCAGUGGAAAACUGUACAUUAUACCGGUGCAAUGAAGGGGAGCAACCCAACAACUCAAGCAGCGGCUGCGAGCCCUGCCCUAGAGGGACCUACCAACCAGCCAGUGACCAGCCUAAAUGUCUAGCCUGUCCCUCAGGCACCAGUACCCCCCACACAGGGGCAGUCACCAAUAUUUCUUGUCAAGUCUACUGUCCAUCAGGGUCAGAAAAAAAUGGACAGGGCCAGUGUGUUGAGUGCUACAUUGGCUACUAUAAGGACAACACAAUCGAUGUCUUUAGCAACUGUACUCGCUGCUCUAAUCAGUCUUAUGUCACUUCUGGAAAUGCUUCCAUUUCCAACCAAAACUGUACCGUUUUGAACUGUCUUGAAGGCUAUAAAUCCAACUACACCAGCCACAGUUGUGUCCCCUGUCCCAAGGGAACUUACCAAGAUAAAAAGUACCAAAAUAGCUGCAUUGAAUGCCCUUUAAAUCACUCAACCAGGUUCACAAAUUCAACCAAAUUUUCUGAUUGUGAAACCUACUGCCCAUCUGGCCAGGAGAAAGUAAAUGGAACAUGUGUGCCGUGUCAACAAGGCCUCUACAAGGACAAUGACCAGGAUCUCUUCAUGUCAUGUGACCUGUGUCCCCCAGAGUUGAUUACACCAUCUACAGCCUCCACCUCCAAACAGAACUGUACACUUGGUAACUGUUCAGCUGGCUACUACAUCAAUGGAACUGGCUGCUCACCUUGUCCCAAAGGCCAAUACCAGGAGCUGCGCUGGCAAUAUAACUGUAGCCAGUGUCCCCCCAACAGAGACACAGAAUCUAUAGCAGCCAGUAGCCUGAGUCAUUGUUUACUAAACUGUUCAGCUGGGUAUGAGAACAAGAACGGCUCAGACAUUUGUAGCCAGUGUGACGUUGGCCAUUACAAGGAUGCACCUGGGGCCACCACAUGUAAACCAUGUGCUCCAGACCUGGGGGCCAACAACAUCACCAUCUCCCCCAGCCCAGGCGCAACAGACAAGAAAAACUGUUCCAAGUUGGUGUGUGUCGCUGGCUACUACCCUAGUGAAGGAAAGACUUGUCUCCCCUGCAGUUAUGGAACCUAUCAGCCCACUAGGUGGCAGGACCAGUGUCUGCACUGUGAUGGAGGCUACACAACAUACACGCUUGGUUCCAUACACAAGGAGGACUGUCAGUUAAACUGUAGUGUAGGUCAAGGACUAUACAAUGGGACCUGCAGAAACUGCAGCAUUGGCUUCUACAAUGAUAAACAAGAUCCUAGUGUGAGGGAUUGCAAGCAGUGCCCACCUUCAUUUAUAACAGAGACAGAAGGAGCAACAUCCGUCUCCAUGUGUACCAUAGUGAACUGUGACAAACUGGGCCAGUACAGAGAUGUUGCGACCAACACUUGUGUAGACUGUCCUGUGGGGACUUUUCAGGACUUGAUUAGACAAACGUCCUGUAAGACAUGUCCUGGCGGGACCACUACCCAGUUUACUGGCAGUGUUAGCCAAACUGAUUGCAAAAAGGACUGCCCCGCCGGUCAGCAGCUCAAUGAGGCCCUCAACAUUUGUCAGCCGUGUGAGAGAGGUUUCUACCGUCCAAAGUCUAGCUGGACUUGUCUACCCUGUGGCACUGACCUGACCACACCCAACCCUGGCGCCACAUCACAGGCUGAUUGCCACGUCCCCACCUGUGUGGCAGGCAAGUUCUACAGUGAUGCCAGCAAGUCUUGUCUAGAGUGUCCACUCCACUCCUACCAGGACCUGGCUGGUCAGCGGGACUGCAAGCCGUGUCCAGACAACACAGUGACCGCAAGCACAGGAACCACCAGCCUUACUGGCUGCCAAGCUCCUUGUGACAUUGGCAGUGGCACGAAAUGUUCUGUCAGCUCUGAGGCUUGUGUCAAUGACCUUUCUGUCAGUGAUGGUUACAGAUGUGAUUGUAAACCAGAGUACACCAACAUCAGCAACAAAUGUAUCCACAAGUGUGACACUGACUUCUGUGGACCUAAAGGUGUGUGCAGGAGGUCACCAUUUAAAUGUGAGUGUGUUGAAGGCUACUCCGGACCACAAUGCAACAUCAGACCAGAUGCAGCUGCCCUCUCAGACAAAGAAAAUCAGACCAUUUUGAUAGCUGUCAUCACAACAUUGGGUGGGAUCCUUUUCAUCAUUUUAAUUAUUGUCUGCAUUUGUGUCAUGUCAAGACGCAGACGGCCUAGUCAAAAGACCCCUUACACUUCUGAUCUAGAUGAAAGAGCCAGCAUUGCUACUCGUUCAAUGAAGGGUUUUGAAGACUAUCCAACAUUUGCUGUCAAUCCUGCUUUUUCUAGCAAGGCCCCAUCAAUGCUAAACAGCCCUAUGAUGGCCCUACCUUCACAGUCUGGGAAAACAUACUACAACCCCACUUUUAAUGGAGAUGAAGACAAUGAUCCAGCUGUCUACAGAGCUUAGUUCUACCAGAUCUUUCAACCAAUCAAACCAUCCCAUGAUGUUUUAUUGUUAGCCAAUCAUGUUAUCAGAUUUUGUAUCUUACUAUCCAUCCUAAUCAUCUCAAUCACCUGAGUAGAUUUGAAGCCAAGUAUUCAAGCUUAAACUUGGGCCAGCUAACUUUGUAUUCUCAGCAUAUUGUCACAAUUCAAUGUAUUUAUAUAAUUGAUCACUUACUUACCAUGUGUAGGCAGUUUGGGGGUGGGGAAGACUUGGAACAUCCAAACUAUACAUCCAGUGACAUCAAAGAAUUCCACAUUCACUGCUUGCCUCAAUAACAUCAAACCUUCAGAGCAUAUUCAGACAGUAAUGGUCUUUCUGAGUUAUAAGCAUGUCUAAAAUCUGCUGGGUCAAGUGAAAACUCUACACACACAGUGUUUAGAUCCAAAAAUCUGGUCCAGAUUUGCUCUGAAAGACUUGUAUGAUUCAAGAGGCUUGUGACCUCACUGUCAAACUGUCUCCUGCAAUUACCUCCCUUGGCUUCCUUUUUGUUUGAAAGUAAAAUGUAAACAGUCAUUAAUUAAGUUAAUUAGAAGGUCUAAUUGUCUUAUACUGUUGAUUCAGGUCACUUGAAAGUUGUCUAAUUAUUUUUAUGUAUAUUAAGUUAAUUAGUUUAUGUAUAUAUAGAGAAUUAUAUUAUAUACUGUUUAAAUUUUACAAAUGAAAUAUUUUAAUAAAAUACAA
This is a messenger RNA of Physella acuta, 3396 nucleotides long. Its product is annotated as proprotein convertase subtilisin/kexin type 5. Gene Ontology annotation, cellular component: cell surface. Gene Ontology annotation, biological process: signal transduction. The record is from RefSeq and is a predicted model, not a curated record. Lineage: Eukaryota; Metazoa; Mollusca; Gastropoda; Physidae.